Molecule: messenger RNA, 3393 nt
Organism: Solea senegalensis (Senegalese sole)
Lineage: Eukaryota; Metazoa; Chordata; Actinopteri; Pleuronectiformes; Soleidae
Product: kelch-like protein diablo
Exons: 9
Coding region: 1007-2017 (336 amino acids)
Molecular function (GO): protein binding
Source: RefSeq, a predicted model, not a curated record
GCAGCUGUCAGGAGCAACAUGGGGUUAAGUGUCUUGCCCAAGGACACAUCAGGCAUGUAGACUCACGGAGCCGGGAAAUGAACCCAAUCUGGACCUUGAAAAUAGUUUAAAAAACAAGUCAUCAAUACACAGCGUUCUGAUAAAGACAAAGCCUCUGAGAUAUAGGCGAAAGUUUGCAGAUUCAAAUAUGUCAAAUGGUAUAUUUAUGUAAAAUCCCAUGCAACCAACAAAAUGGAUGAUUGGAGCCAUUAACUGUGUUUUACUGUUCUGCUUGAAAUGACAUAGAAAUAAUAAUAAAUGUCACCACAUUAUUAUAUAGCGAUCGUCAAUCUGUUGAAAGUGCUUUGACAACAUUUGCAUUACAAAUGAGCUUAACGUCCAGAUUUAGAGACAAAUCAACAAUGAAAUCAUUAAAAUAAUGAAAGAUAUGUAGAGAUAUAAUAGUAGUGUAAGUAACAGGUAUUUAUUAAAUGAAAAACAAAGUUUUGUUGAAAAUAAAUAAAAGUUUAAAAAAACAUUGUGGCUCCUCUCAGACUAAGUGAUAUAAAUCACUAGAUAAUUAAACUGACAAUUAUAUUCAACUAAAAAUGACAAAUAACCAUUGUGACCACCCAAUUAAUAAUAUGUAUCUUUGCUCUCCAUAUUAUAAAUAAUGACCAAACAUAAAGAGAAGGAAGACUGCCUACUCUUUUUGACCUACUAAGAUAAAUGAAGUCACAUGCAGUAAGUUCACAGUAACACAGUAACUUGAUAGAGUUGCAUGUAAAACUAAAUUUGAGAGCGAUGAGUCCUUUGGUUUGAAAGUGGAAAGCUAUAGGGUGUGUAAGAGGGGUGUUGGGUUUCAGGCUCACAAGAUGGUGGGAUAAAUUAUUUGGGAUGGUCUUGGUGGUGGGCGGCGGUUUUGUCGCCCGGAGGGUUUGACUCUUGGGAGGAGUCAAGUAUAAGUACAAUGUCCUCGUAGUGACAGAGAGCAGUGAGGACAGACACGUUCUCAAGCAGAGAAAACAUGGGAGUUUUCAAUGAACAAGAGGCGGCCCUUGUGGCACCAGCAUCCCACCAUAUGCUGAUCAAAGAGACCAAGGGAGGAGCCGCUCGACGCACGUCAACGCGCCCUUCCCUUCACAGGCGACGCAGCAAAUCUCCAGCCAAAGACGUGCAGGAUGAAACAAUGUUUGUGGUUGGAGGAUGGACCUGGGACGACCCGUCUUGCUUGGUGGAAAAGUUCUGUCCUGAGUACAACGAGUGGAGAGCAGCAGCGCGUAUGAUCAAAAAUCGUGGCGCCGUAGCUGUGGGAACUCUGGGUGGAAAGAUCUACACAGUGGGAGGAGAAGAUAACGUCAGAUGUUUCAGCAGCGUGGAGAGGUACAGUCCAGACAGAGACAGCUGGAGCACAGAUGUCGCGCCCUUGAACAGCCCCCGCAGUGGAGUGUGUCUGGUGGCAAUGGACGGAUUCCUGUAUGCAAUUGGCGGACACGAUGGCAUUACUGCCAUGAACACUGUGGAGAGAUAUGAUCCGAAGAUGAACUCAUGGAGCAAACAGGUGCCGAUGCUGACCAGACGCACCAGAGCAGCGGCCGCUGUGCUUGACGGUUACUUGUAUGUGAUUGGAGGGAAUGAUGGCGACAUGGCUCUGAACUCAGUGGAGCGGUACAAUCCCGUAGACGGCACCUGGUCGAUAUGUUCCCACAUGCGAAGUCCCAGGGAGAACGCAGGCUGCACCGUGUACCUGGGACACAUCUACGUGGCCGGAGGCAGAGAUGAGCUCAGUCUGGAGCUCUGUGCAGCUGAGAGGUUUGACCCCGACACCAUGAGGUGGUCACCUGUGAAAUGUAUGAGGAGCAAGAGGGACAAUGUAUCCCUUGUCAUCUUCAAUGGUGCCUUGCUGGCUGUGGGAGGCUCUGAUGGUGUCACCAGUCUGAAAACUAUAGAAGUCUACAGCCAUCAAACAAACACAUGGAGACACUUUGGAAGCAUGAAGAGCAAACACCCCGGAGGGAAAGUGGCUGUGCUUUGCUGAUCCACUCAACAACGCUCGUGUUAUGUGGACAGGACAGAGAGCCUCCCUGAUUCCACACCCUGAACUUUUCAAUAUAUUGUUGCAGUUCUAUGAUAUUUUUUUGUUUAGAAGGUCAAAAAAACUCCAAAACAAUCUCAUCAAUCUCAUCAAUUAUCAAUUAUCUUUUUUACAUAAUGAAUAUCAUUGUUUUUUCCCAGGAACAGCGUUAUUAAAACAAGUAAAUCUUGAGUAACAGUAUCUGCUGUUAGUGUUUUUAACAUGGUUAUCAAGAGCAUCAUGGAUUUAACCAAUGAAUGAAAAGUAUGCAAUUGAAAUGUCAAAAGUAAUUCAAAAGUUGGUAGAAAUCACAGGGUGUUUAUUUCUUCUUCAUAGGAGAAGAAUAUUUGUUAAAUAUUUGGAUAAUUAUGUCAUUGAAAUAGCUUGAAAUGGCACAAAUGUGUUAGUUUGAAAGGUCUAAAAUGACUGUAGUGGACUGAUGUGAGGUUUGGUCUCGGUAUUGAUCACAAAAAGGAGGUAUCGGGCCAUCCCUACUCAAAAUGAUUACAAUAUGAAAGUCAUCAUUUCACAUUGAUAGAUUGUACAAGGAGGUUUUGAAGGUGAAAAACUUAGAUGGCAGUUAGACUUGCACAAAAGUGUAAAAUACAACCAAACAAAUAUACCAUAUAUGUGGAAAAGGUGUGUAAUUUAGCUUUAUUAUAUACUCUGACAUCUCUGAAUAGUUGACUCUUAUGAAAUGUCACUGUAAAUACAGGAUGUAUUUGCUACGUUCACCAGCCUCUCUGAAUUCCUGUCAUCAAGCUGAAAAUAACCCAUUGCUGGAAAUGUAAAAAUAAAAACAAGAACGUGCUGUAAAUGACUGAAAACAGCUGGACUGAGUUGUGCAAAGACACACAAGUGGAAAUAAGGAUCCUGCGUGAGAUAAGCUGCUGACUGAGAGCUGACUGCUGACAUGGGAAAGCAUUAGUGGCUGUGUGGGCUUUGAAAUGAUGACGCUCGGAGCUCGUCCCCCCUCGAGAAUAAUGGGCUGAAAUGUGGAGAGAGGGCUGAGUGCAGGAACACACCACACAGAGAGACACUGCUUUUUUCUGGAGAAGCACACAGGAUUGCUGCUGCCAGCGCUGUCUGCCACCCGUGCCAUCUGUGAGCACAGAAUGAAUUUCUUUUUCAAUUUGAGUGGGUCAGUUGAGAAGCAGAUAGAAGAUGACAGAACUGUGGCAGGUAUGUUUUAAUAGAAAUAACAAUGAUAAUAAUAAUAAUAUGUGUUGUCUGGUAAAUAUUGUGAGUCUCCAAAAAGUUACCAAGACCUGUGCAUGUUGUGUUAAUAUCAUAACUAUGUUGGCUACUGAGAAAUGAAUAAAUGACAUAUGAUUUGAGAA